Molecule: messenger RNA, 2964 nt
Organism: Grosmannia clavigera kw1407
Lineage: Eukaryota; Fungi; Ascomycota; Sordariomycetes; Ophiostomatales; Ophiostomataceae
Product: peptidase s16
Exons: 2
Coding region: 1-2964 (987 amino acids)
Biological process (GO): protein processing; protein catabolic process; protein targeting to peroxisome
Cellular component (GO): peroxisomal matrix
Molecular function (GO): ATP hydrolysis activity; serine-type endopeptidase activity; ATP binding
Source: RefSeq, a predicted model, not a curated record
AUGGCCCGCAGCUCGAGCUCGGCCGUGCCGGUGCUGCCGCUGCCCAAGGGCGUGGUCCUCUUUCCGGGCAUCAUCCAGCAGAUCCCCGUGACGGCCAGCCGGCCCGACAUUCCGGCCCUCUUGGCGAGCAUAUACGCCCACGCGGCGAACAAGUCGACGGGCGAUGGAGGCGCAGCCGCCAUCAAUGCAGUGCCUAUCGCCUGCAUCCCCAUGGCGUCGCCGUUUGUCGGACCGCGCGGCCAGCUGCUGCUCGGCCGAGACACCAGCAGCACAAACAGCACAAACAGCACAGCCAACCCCGGCACACCGCCAGGCGACGCGCCCGAGUUCGUCGCCGGCAAGUCCACCAAGGCCGACCUCUUCAGCUGCGGCGUGGUGGCCAACAUCACCAGCAUCGAGGGCCGUGGGGCCGGCGAGUUCAUGCUGCACGUCGAGGGUCGAUCGCGCGUGUGGAUCGACAAGAUGGUGCAGGAGCAGCCGUGUUUUGAGGCCAAGGCGACGGUCGGCCUGGUCGAGGUCUUUGAGAAGCUCAAGAAUGCGUCCCGCGAGCUGGCCCAGAUCCUGCGCAUGGCCGCGUUCGUCUCGCCCGGACGGCCACACUCACGGCUCACGCCGAUGCUGGCCCGCCGGCUCGACUCGUACAUCCGCAGCAAGACAGCAGCCGAUGCGGGCGUGCUGGCCGACUUCAUGGCCAACAUCGUGGUGGCCUCGUACGAGGAGAAGCUGCAGGUGUUGGUGCUAUUCGACGUCAAGAAGCGGGUGGCCAAGGUGCUCGAGCUGCUAGAGCGCCAGGUCGGCAACAUCCGCAAUAGCGUCAAGUUCACCACCAUCACCGUCGAGACCACCGACGGCGACCAGCAAGACGGGCCCCAACCGCUGGUUCCCCGGAGCCAGGGCCUGCCGUUUGGCGUCAUCGUGCCGCCCGGCAGCCCGCUCGGCCACAACAACAACAGCCACAACGGCAUCGUCCCGAUCGGUGGCAGCGGGCUCUUUGGUCCCGGCGGUGCCUUCCGCCAGAAAAUGGGACAGCACGGCCAGCGGCCUCAACCGCCGCCAGAACAGCGCGAGCCGGACGAGAUCGAGGAGCUAGCCCAGAAACUCGAUGCGGUCGGCCUCAGCGCCGAGGCGGCCAAGGUGGCCGAGCGCGAGCUCAAGCGGCUGCGCAAGAUGGUCCCGGCCCAGGCCGAAUACACGGUUGUUCGGAGCUACCUCGAAACGCUGGCCGAGAUUCCCUGGUCGGCCGUGACGGAGGACCGGUUGGGACCCGGCACGCUGGCCAAGGCCCGGGCCCAGCUCGACAGCGACCACUACGGGCUCGAAAAGGUCAAGAAGCGUCUGCUCGAGUACCUGGCCGUGCUACGGCUCAAGCAGUCGGUCAACGAGGAGAUCGACGUUGAGGCCAAAACAAUACAACAGGAGCUGGAGCAGGCGCAGGCAAGGAUGGCUGAAGAGACUGAUGAGUCAGCACAAAUGGCUGAGUCAGCACAAACGACAACCGAGGCACACAAGGCCGCACAGCAGCAGGUAGAAACGGCCAUGGCCCGACUCGACGAGCUGCAGAAGCGACGGAUGCUGGACAAGUCGCCGAUCCUACUGCUGGUGGGACCGCCAGGUGUAGGCAAGACGAGCCUGGCACGAUCGGUGGCAACGUCGCUGGGCCGCAAGUUCCACCGGGUGUCGCUGGGCGGCGUGCGGGACGAGGCCGAGAUUCGCGGCCACCGACGGACAUAUGUGGCCGCCAUGCCCGGGCUGAUUAUGCAAGGACUGCGCAAGGUGGGUGUGGCCAACCCGGUGAUGCUGCUGGACGAGAUCGACAAGGUGGGCACGUCCAACUACCACGGCGACCCAUCAGCAGCGAUGCUGGAGGUGCUGGACCCGGAGCAGAACCAGGCGUUUGUGGACCACUACCUGUCGCUUCCCUACGACCUGAGCCGGGUGGUGUUUAUCGCGACGGCCAACAGCCUGGACACGAUUCCGGGGCCGCUGCUGGACCGGAUGGAGACGAUCCAGCUGCCGGGCUACACGACGCUGGAGAAGAAGCACAUUGCGAUGCAGUACCUGGUGCCGAAGCAGAUCCGGGCGAACGGACUGACGGCGACACAAGUAAGCCUGGACGAGGCUGUGGUGGCCCGGGUGAUCGAAUCGUACACGCGCGAGGCCGGCGUGCGCAACCUGGAGCGCGAGCUGGGGUCGGUAUGCCGGGCGAAGGCGGUGGAGUACGCCGAAGCCAAGGACGGCGGACGACUGGAGAUGUACCGAUCCCGGCUGACGGUAGAGGACCUGGAGGGCAUCUUGGGAUCGGAAAAGUUUGAGGAGGAGAUUGCAGAGCAGACGAGCCGACCGGGCGUGGUGACGGGACUGGUGGCCUACAGCUCGGGCGGCAACGGCAGCAUACUCUUCAUCGAGGUGGCAGCGAUGCCGGCAGGCGGCAGCGGCGGUGGCGGUGGCCGCGUGCAGCUGACGGGCAAGCUGGGCGACGUGCUCAAGGAGAGCGUCGAGGUGGCGCUGUCUUGGGUGCGGGCGCACGCGACGGACCUGGGCUUGUCACGUGACCCGUCCGAAGACAUUCUCCGAAACCGCAGCAUCCACGUGCACUGUCCGUCGGGAUCGAUUCCCAAGGACGGUCCCAGCAGCGGUGUGGCGCAGGCGAUCGCGCUCAUCUCGCUCUUCUCCGACCGUGCCGUGCCGCCGAGUCUGGCCAUGACGGGUGAGCUGACGCUGCGCGGCCGCGUCACCGCCGUCGGCGGCAUCAAGGAGAAGCUGAUUGGCGCUCUGCGUGCCGGCGUCAAGACGGUCCUGCUGCCGGCCCAGAACCGCAAGGACGUGCGCGAUCUGCCGGACGAGGUUCGUGCCGGACUCGCCAUCGUGUACGUGAGCCACGUCUGGGACGCCAUCCGGCACGUCUGGCCCGACGUCCGCUUUCCCGGAGCCGAACGGCUCGCCGCCGUCGAGAGCCGGCUGUGA